Tuber melanosporum (Perigord truffle) is the source of this 1590-nucleotide messenger RNA. RefSeq lists its product as uncharacterized. The transcript has a single exon. The record is from RefSeq and is a predicted model, not a curated record. Gene Ontology annotation, molecular function: catalytic activity. Lineage: Eukaryota; Fungi; Ascomycota; Pezizomycetes; Pezizales; Tuberaceae. The coding region runs from base 1 to 1590 and encodes 529 amino acids.
AUGGGGAUAGAGUAUCGGUAUGUUCCCACACCCACACACAACUCCAGCACAGUAGAUCACCGUGCCCGUAGGUAUCAUAUCAUAGUCCAAAGCUCCUCACCAACUCCCCAAUCGUCAAUAAUGCCACCUCCACCACCACAAACCACAAACCCAGAUGCAGACGCAGACGCAGAAGCAAUACUAACCACCUACCUGGAAAGUCUACCCCAAAGCACAAACCCCACAACACCGGAAGACCAAGCCCUCCUUCGGUCCUUCCUGAAGAGACUCCUCUGCGAAAACUGCCCAGACACACCGGUAUCAAUACCCACCCUGCUAACGACCUCGCUUCCAACAACCUACCACGUCGGCACCGGCAGGACACAAACCCAAGCUCUGACCCGGGCGAUCAAGCGCGCGAGGCACGAGGUAAUAUUCGUGACGUGCUUCUGGGCGACCAGCGAGUCGCUGGCCAUCCUCGGCCACGCGCUGCGGGAGCUGUCCGCCAGCGCGGUAUCGAGGGGGGGUAAGGUCCGCGUGCGGAUAUGCUUCAGUUCCAUGUCGGCGUGGCAGAAGGUGAGGCAGGCGCUCUCCCCCGGCGGGAGGAGGAUGACGUGGGACGUGUCGGAGCUGGGGCUGCCGGGGAGCGGGGAGCUGGCGGGGUUGGACAUCCUCGUCCGGAGCCUGUUCUUCCCGCCCUUCUCCGUAAUGCAUGGGAAGUAUUGCGUUGUCGACCGGAGGCGGGCUUGGAUCGGCAGCGGGAAUGUCAGCUGGGAGUGCUGGGGGGAGGGUUGUGGGGGGUUCGAGGGAGCGGGGUUUGUCCGCUCGGUUCUGGCAUAUUAUCGGGCUGUUUGGGGGGAUCAUGAGGUGGCGUCUUUACCGGGUUGGGGGGAAGACGUGGUAGAGGUGGAAGAGGAGGAGGAAAACCUGGACGUCCUGGAAGAGGUAAUGGAGUGCCCCACCAUCCUUCUCCCAAACCCUCACCAUUCCAAUCCGAACUUCUCCUUCGGAUCCUCCAUAAAAUCGUUAAUAUCCCUCAUCCUCCCCUGCCCGCCAACCCACCAACUCCUCCUAACGCCACCACCACAAGCGCCGCCAAACACCCCGCAAAACGCCUUCCUCCUAACCCUCCUCUCCCUCGCCAAAACCUCGAUCACGGUCCACACCCCAAACCUGACGUGCCAGCCCCUCCUCUCGUCCCUCCUCUCCGCCGCUUCUAGGGGCGUGCACGUCACGAUAAUAACCUGCCGGAACAUGAUGCGUCUGGAGCAGCUCGUCACGACGCCCUUCUCCACCACGGAAUCCUGCGUGAGGGCCUUCGUCUCCUCGCUCCUGGACGUCGAGAGCGGCGGCGGGAACGUGGACUUGGGGUAUUGGCGUGGGUGUGGAGAUGUCAAGCAGUGGCAUGUCAAGGCUUUGGUAGUGGACGACGCUUGGACUGUUAUCGGCAGUGCGAACGGUGAUCGCGCGAGUUGGUGGGGGUCCGGGGAGAUCAAUGUUUGUGUUUUUGGGCGGGCGUAUGCGAGGGAUGUUGGUGGGAGGUUAGAGGGGUGGGCUGUGGAGGCAGGUGGUGUGGAGUGGGUUCAUGGCGGCAGGGAGUUGGGAGGUUGA